AUGAACUUGUGGCAGCGCGCCUGGACCCUCUUUCUCCACGCGCACUCCAAGUUGACGGUCUGGUGGCGGCGGCCCGUGCAGGACAGCCUCAUCAAAAGGUUCUUCGGUGACAAAGCUCCGAGAGUGGAACAACUGAGGCAGCAUGUGCACGUGGCCCUCGUCAACGAGAACCCCGUCCUGGAGGCCGCUAGACCCUUGCCGCCGAGCCUCAUCCCCGUCGGCGGCAUGCACGUCAAACCCGCCGACCUGGGCAGGAUCCCGUCGGACCUGCGGAAAUGGAUGGAUGAAGCGAAGGACGGCUUCGUAUUUGUGUCGUUCGGAUCUAUUAUAAAAGGGAAGGAUAUUGAUCUC
Messenger RNA from Frankliniella occidentalis (western flower thrips), 351 nucleotides. Its product is annotated as UDP-glycosyltransferase UGT5-like. The annotation marks the transcript as partial. The record is from RefSeq and is a predicted model, not a curated record. The transcript has 2 exons. NCBI's taxonomy places the organism in Eukaryota, Metazoa, Arthropoda, Insecta, Thysanoptera, Thripidae.